Messenger RNA from Menidia menidia (Atlantic silverside), 4704 nucleotides. The record is from the annotation of a GenBank genome assembly. Lineage: Eukaryota; Metazoa; Chordata; Actinopteri; Atheriniformes; Atherinopsidae.
AUGGACGAGAAAGGGACGGGAGGGGACGAGCCUGUGGACCUCCGGUGCUCCGAGCCGUCGGAGCUGCUCUCAUUAAUAAUAAGCGGAGAAGAGGAAGCGACGCAAGAAGAGAGCGACCUGGGAGAUGAAGACAAUCUUGCCAAUGGCCACGGUGGGAUGGAAUCAGACUCGGUCGCGUCGGGAGGGACCAGCUACUGGAACAUCACAGAAGGCCCUGACCACCCUCUCCUCCUCUCUCCUGCACCAGGGCCCUCUGGACGCAAGCCCCGGGUCCAGAGGGCGUCGCGUCCAGGUCUGAGCCGGAUUCCCGGCCGCGACCACCGGCGCUACUACCACGAGUACUGGCGCAGUGAGUACUUGAUGGACUUUGACCCCCAGAGGCACGGCAUGAUCUGCAUGGUGUGCGGCAGCUCGCUGGCCACGCUGAAGCUCAGCACCAUCAAGAGGCACAUCCGCCAGAAGCACCCGGACUCCCUGCUGUGGAGCGCCGCCGACAAGGAGGUGAUCCGCUCCGGGUGGGAGAGCCACCUGAGCCUGGAGGGGGGUCAGAGGGCGGUUCCGGGGCCUUCCCUCCAGCCGGGGGACGAGUCUCCGCCGUUGAGCCAACACACCGCUGCAGAAUCUCCAGGCCACGUGACGCCCCCCGAGCAGCCCGAGCAACCUCUGGCUUCGUCUCCACACUCGGAGAUGGCCGAAACCCUCCAACCCCCGGAGCCGGAGCGGGAGCAGGAGCAGGAAGUCCCCGGGCCGUCGGCGCAGACCCUGGAGCGCUACCUGAACGACUCGCUGCACGCCUGGUUCCGCCAGGAGUUCCUGAUGGAGUACGAGGCCGAGGCCAGCCGGCUGCUCUGCAUGGUGUGCGGGGCCGAGCUGCCCUCGCUCCAUCUGGAUCACAUCAAGAGCCACGUGCUGGACACCCACCCCAACUCCCUGGUGUACAGCUCUGAGGAGAAACACUGCAUCCUGCAGGCCUGGGCACAGACUCACGAGGAGUCGGAACACUCAAUCAAAUCAGAGCCCAAGACCAAAGGAAAAGGGAUCGAAAGCUUUGCUCAGGAUGUUGCCACCAUUCAGAUCAACACUGACAUUUACCCGCAGGCCGAUGGCACUUUAACUCAGGACAUUUGUCUUAUCGGAGAGGAUGGCGGCAUCGGCGCUCCGCAGCAGGGAUCCCAGCCUUUCCACCCGCCCAAAAAACGACGCCUGCGCGUGGGGGACCCGUGGAGGCUCCGCCUGGACUACCUGGUGGCCUACGGGCCCCAGGGCCAGGGCACCUUCUGCAUGGUGUGUUCCCAAGUCCUGCAGGAGACCAAGGUCAGCAGCUUUCGCCGCCACAUCCAGGAAUGCCACCCGGAGACGACCACCCUGAGCCGCAACGAAAGGGAAGCCAUGGCUGCUGCCUGGACCAAAGAAUAUCCCAGCGAUGGCACGCAGAUAAAAGAGGAAACCAACGCAGUGGACGCUAACGUGCUCAGCAGUCCAGAAGAAGCCAAUCAGGACACCUCCCCCGACGUCCAGGUGUCCACCAAGAGCGAGGAGAAGAGCCAACCCCAGGACCCCGGCGCCGCCGCGCCCCCCCGCCUGGGCCACUACCCGGGGAAAGACCAGCGGAGGAACUACCAGGUGCGCUGGCGGCUGGACUACCUGAUGGACUACGACUGCCGGCGCCACGGCCUGAUCUGCAUGGUGUGCGGCGCCACGCUGGCCACGCUGAAGGUCAGCACCAUCAAGAGGCACAUCCAGCAGGUGCACCCCCACUCGCUGGCCUACAGCGCCCAGGAGAAGCAGCAGGCCCUGCUGGGCUACGGCCAGAGCGCGCUGACCUUCGUCCACUCCGACGACUGCUUCCCCUCCCAGGACCACGGACACGCCCCCCCGGCCCCCCCCCCGCCGCCCCCCAGCAGCUAGAGAGGGCCCGCGCUCCGUUCUUCUCCUCGGAAAGGGUUUUUGCUCACAAACGGACCCCUCCGUCUUUCCAAUCAGACCAUUCAAGUUUUGAUCAGGCAGCGUUCUGUGUCCUAACACUCAUAAAAAGUGCCGGUUGAAAUAUUGUUACUAUGAUGGGGUGUCAGAAUGAAUUUGAAUUCAGCAGAAAGAGCUAUGUAGGCAAAUACUAGACUUUUCCCCUUUGACGUGGCUAAAUCUGUCAAAAAAGUAUGAAAAAAGAAAAGCCUAAAAAAUAUUGAUCGUCCAGUGACUCAUUUGAAAGCAAGACUACAUUUAGACGUAAUAUCGUGGUAUCUUUAGCUUCAUGGUGGGUGUGAAAGAGUAAGCCAUGACGAGCCCGAACAGGAAAAAGAGCACACGAAAAGGUCAUGAAUUUUUUAAAAUAGACGGAUAAAACAAGAGGGAAGUUAUUGGCCUUCUUAAAUGUUUUAUGAGCGCCAUGAAUAUGCGGAAAAAAAUCUGUUUGGGAAUUGAAAGUGAUAGUUUUUACAUGAGUAAAAAUGCCCCGUGUUUGUGUUUUUCUGCCGUUUAGAUCCUGAAAGUUGAGGAAAUGAGGAGACGGUUCAAUCAUGUCUUUGAAAUACCGGAAUAAAUCUGGUAAAAUAGCGAUAACGGGAGAUGGAUCAAGCAUGAUCCAGCCAGAAUGGGAUGUGUUUAGCUGCCAGCGUAGUGUGUUUCCGCCUGCAAAAGCCCAAAUCGUGUUUCACACAGAGGCUCAAAGAAUCCAGUCUGACCAUGAAGGAAUUUUCCCCCCAAAAAAGGUGUUGUUUGCCACAAGCAAAAUGAUUUGAUCCUCAAAUCUAGAAAUAGCUAAAUGUUCACUGGAAAUAAAGUAAAAAGACAAAAAGAUAUUCCAGAUUCAAUCAAAUGUAGUUGCGUGGCAAGACCCAGAAGUUCAACUUUGUACAUUUUUUUAAAACCAACACACGGCUCAGCGCCGUUCGUAGAUUUAAGCCGGUGUUAAGUAGUUCCGCCUAAAAUUUGGUUUGUCCGGUUUGAUUGAAGCGUUCAGUGGAUUUAUUCUCCUAACAUCAAAUGAGUACCUGGACUUUAUUAGGUUUUUGAUGGCGCCAUGAAAUAUUUCUGGGGCAUGUUUGGGGUCUGUUUUUCAGGGGGGCAGGGCUUGUUUUUGGCCAGGGGUUGAGUCUUUUCUCAGGAAGUUAGAGAAAGAGAGAGAGAGUCUUGGACGGGAACAAGAUGGAUUAGUCUAACAAAACGUGUCCGAGGCUACGCAGCACUUUGUCCCCUAAAAAUGAGCUAAACCCCAACUUUCGGUGUGUACAGCCAAUUGAAUGAGACUGUGUUUGAUGUUAUUGCUGAAGACAAUGAAUGACACUGUGUAGUCAUUGAGUGAGGAUCGCUGCAGUCUAUUUAAUUCUUUGUUUACAGAGCAGGAGAGGAGACCCUCCUUGGUCAUCCAUUUAAAUGAGAUAUGUUAUCUCAGUCAGUCUAAGUUAUACACCGGCCCGCAUCCUUUUCAUCAACUCCAACCCAUUGUUCCGAACACUGCACAAAAAGAUGUAAAUGUACGAAAACUAGAACUUUUCUCCUUUGUAUGAGCACUUUUUGCAUCCUGAUUUUUACUAAAUGUUUUCUAACCAAGUCCGGUUUUUCUACUUUUUUCUUUAGCAGUUAGAAAAUGGCUUGUUUGACUUUUGAAUUCCAAGUUUGUUUCAGUUUUGGUACGGCUCUCCCCUCCCACACCUUCUCCAAUUCAUUGUAUAAUCUUAUGCAACAAAAGGAGUUGAAUAUUAAGGUCUGAUUAAACAAAAAGAAAAAAUAGAUCUGCCAUAAAAUGUCACUUCACCUGAAAAGUGUAUCUCAGGGAUUCUGUUUUCAUUGGUAAUUGUCUCUGUAAGUAUGCUGUUGAUAUUUCUAUAUAAGUGUACACAUUGGUUAUGUUUGAGCAUAAAUACCACAGAGUAAGGCCAUGGUGUGAAACCUUCAUUAAAGAUGGACAUUUUUCCAAGAAAACAAAUAUUUUCCUAAUAUUGAUAGCUUUGAUGAAAAUGUCAAAUACCAGGAAUUUUUUAAAUAGUAUUUUCUAUUGACUCAUCAUUAAGUCAGAAAAAGGUUUAGAAAGCAGGUUAUUUUAAGACUAAAUGUACAGUGAAAAAAACUGACAUCCCCUGGAAAGUCAGGAUGUUACACAUUAAAAAAAAGAAGAGCAAAAAAGCGCUAUUUUAUGUGAAAAACCCUUUUUGGUCAAAACCCGUGGCCGUUUUACUCUGUUGUAUUUAUAUGUGAAUGCAACACGCAUUUGAAGUCGUCACAUUUUUGGAUGAAGGAUGAACAAAGCCGAUGUUGUGGUAAAGUGGAAAAUAGCAUGUUUCUUAUUAUUUUUGGACCAGAGCUGGUCCCUCAUUACUCCAAGAGUUCCAACAUAGCACUUAAUCAUUUGAAUAUUUGAGGUAACAGUAAAGACUUGCCAAAGGGAGAAGUGAUGCGUUACGUGUGAGUGUUAAUUCUGUUUUUAUGUUGGGGGGGAAUCCUCCUUUCUUCAGAUUUUCUUCACUAUUCAUCUGUACAUGGCCAACAUUUGUAAUAUGGAUUCUCUACUCGGUGAUCUAUGAAUAAAUAUACAACACCACUAGGUUGUCCGGUGCCUUUAUUUCCUCACUGAAUGAUGGGUGGACACCUCUUAAAGUGUAGUUUUGAUUGAAAUUUUGUAGUUUAAUCAUGCCAUGAAUUUCUUGCACGUGCACAAAAACACACAUGCCUCUCAUACUUUGUUUUAAUAACCUGUAUACAGUUAUA